Zasmidium cellare ATCC 36951 is the source of this 2169-nucleotide messenger RNA. RefSeq lists its product as uncharacterized. The transcript has a single exon. The record is from RefSeq and is a predicted model, not a curated record. Lineage: Eukaryota; Fungi; Ascomycota; Dothideomycetes; Mycosphaerellales; Mycosphaerellaceae. Bases 1 to 2169 code for a protein of 722 amino acids.
AUGAGAGAACGUUCGUCCUGGCGAGACUGGAACCCGUUGCGACGCUUCCAGCACGGCAGAUACUCCUACCAACAGAUACCUUCGCUUUCGGUUGAGAGUCUCAAUGGCGCGUUCCAGCUCGCUUCGCAGCAGUGGCCGCAGAACACCGUGUCAUGGCGGGAAAGGAGACGGAAAUGUGGCAUUGCCAAGCUGUCGUGGUCAAAACCGAUUGUCUUGGCUGUCGCGAGUAUCCUUAUCCUCACACUGCUGGGUGGUGGAGGAUACCAUCAUCACCAAAGGAAGAUGAGGGAGAAGAACAAUCCCAAGGAUGUGCCCUACUACUGGAUGCACUACCUUCGCCUGAAUGGGUUCUACAACGGCAUUCGAACGCUUGUUCCCUACUCGCAGUACGCAGCAGAGAAUGGAUACAACAAGACCGAGCCAUUGAGCAUGCAGACUUCGCCUGAACAAUUGAAGCUGUCUAAAGGCCAACCUCCCCUCGAGCCUCAAGUCUACAGCCCGUACCCCGAGUACUCGUCACAACAAUAUUUGGCAGACCACCAUACAGUACAUACCUGUUAUCUGGAUGAGGCAGAGACCAUCCCUGUACCUGAUAUUUACGCUUACCCCGGUGUUCCACAGCAUAUGGCGGAACCAUUCUACGGGUCGUACGAUACGCUUGGCCUGGAGGACAAGAUGUGCUUCGAGCGCUAUGGACGAUACGGCCCAUACGGCUUCGGUUACAACGCGACUUCUAACGGAACGAGCCCGGGAAUGAACGCCGAGAGUGAAGGGAGCGACAAGAUAUUUGAAAAGAUCAGGCAUAUCAACUAUGACCACGUCGAUUGGGGCUCUGCGCAAAGGAGGUGUCAUGAGAGGAACAAGGCGAGAUUCGAGGAUGGCAACGGCAAGAAAAGAGUCGGACGACAAGCAUAUGUUCUGCGUACAUGGACUGGUUAUGAGUACACGCCAAACCAGGUCAUCGCGCUGCGUGCCAUGGUAAACGAGCUGAGCUUGAAGUCUGGAGGUGAAUACGACGUCCAUUUUCUGGUCCACGUGAAGAACGAUAGCAUCCCCAUCUGGGCUGACAGGGGUGUCUACCAGCAGACUUUGGAGGAGAAUGUGCCUCGCGAGUUCUGGGGAAUCAGCACGCUCUGGUCUGAAGCCCAGAUGGAGAUGUACUAUCCUCACCCAUUCCCUGGUAACUUCGCCAAUAUGGCGGGCAGCAAGGUCCAUAGUGUUUACCGGAGUGCGCAUUUCCCACUACAGUGGUUCGCUCAGCAACAUCCCGAGUACGACCAUUUCUGGAAUUGGGAGAUGGACAUCAGAUAUUCGGGCCAUUACUAUGAAUUCAACAACAGGAUCGCGGAGUGGGCCAGGCAACAGCCACGAAAGGGCAUGUGGGAGCGAGCUCGACGAUUCUACAUUCCCAAGUACCACGGCAGCUGGCAGAACUUUACCAAUUUCGUGGAGCAGGAGACCGCGGAUGUUGAUGUUGGGAAGAACGAUCAAGUCAAGAGUGGACCAGUGCCAAUCUGGGGACCAAUCAAGGACUUUCCCAACAUUGGAAUGAUGGAAUCGCCUGAGGGUACAAGCCCGCCAACGACUUACGAGCAGGACAACUACGAAUGGGGUGUUGGUGAGGAUGCUGAUCUGAUGGUGUUCAACCCAAUCUUCGACCCGGCGACCACAAACUGGGUAUUCAGCUGGGACAUCUCAGGCUACGGCGACCAUACGCUUCCACCUCCACCACGCCGGGUAGCCAUCAUCACAGUCGCCCGACUUUCGAAGCGACUGCUGGACACGAUGCACAAAGAAACCUGGCACAUGCGACAUACCAUGUUCCCCGAGAUGUGGCCUCCCAGUGUCGCCAUGCACCACGGCCUGAAAGCCGUCUACGUGCCCCAUCCCGUGUAUUUCGACCGCGACUGGGACGUCGGAUAUAUGAACGGGGUGUUCAACUACCCCCACGAAAUCUGGGAGUCUCCCUUUGGCUGGGGAGAACACAACAUGCUGGGCAGCAGCUUCUACUACAACAGCGGCUUUAGCGGAGCGCUCUGGCGGAGAUGGCUCGGGCAGUGGGAGAACGGCGAGGGCGGUCGAGCGGCCGAGGAGGCAGGGACGGGUCGGAUGUGCUUGAGAGGGACGCUGCAUCAUCCCAUCAAGCACGAGAGGGGCCCUGAAGCGUGA